Lecanosticta acicola is the source of this 668-nucleotide messenger RNA. The record is from the annotation of a GenBank genome assembly. Lineage: Eukaryota; Fungi; Ascomycota; Dothideomycetes; Mycosphaerellales; Mycosphaerellaceae.
AUGCCCUAUCGUCUCCGUCCCGUCCCGAAGCAACCCACGUGGAAAGCAAACGAAGAUGACGAAAAGCUAUACGCCAUGUACGACCGCCUGCUAGACAAAAUCGGUCCCCCAGAGCAGCUGGGUCGGGAGUUAUUAGAUGAAGACACACGGGUACGUAUAUCUCCUCUGUCCCUCCCUUAUCCCGUCGAUCUCUCCUCGCUGACACUUUGUUUUUUCCUUUGGGUGUAAAGUGGCUAGCAAUCACCCACAAAUCCUUCGACCACGGCCGGAGGGGUUUCAACGACCGCCUCGCUUUCCUGGGCAAAAGAAUCGUCGACCUCCAGACUUCCCUCGCCCUCCUCUCCAUGCCAUCCCCGCCUGUCUCCCUCCCCUCCGACCACGUCUUCAGACAUCCCUCCCUUGAGGGAGCGGACAAUAUCACCGCCUUCACGAAAGCACAAGUCUUGGAUAAGAGGCGUUUGGCCGACUUGGCGAGGAAGUUUGGGAUUCAAAGGGUCAUCAGAUGGAAACCGAGACGGAGUGACGAUUUGGAGACGUCCGGGGUGGACGUCGUGUUGGCGCAUACUUUGUACAGUAUCGUGGGGGCGUUGGCGUUGCACAAGGGUGGAGAGGUUGCGGCCAAGACGGCGAGGGAGAAGAUUUUGAGGCCGUUGGGUUUGAGAUUUUGA